AUGGCGCAAGCUUCAGAAGGAACGGCUGAAGCAGCGGCAGGAGCCACCGGAGGUGUGAGCCAUCUCCCGUGGCAGCAGGUCCCGAAGUUUACGCCAGGGGUGACAAGCGUGGACGAGUACUCUCAACGGCUUCACUUUCUCAAAGAGUUGUGGCCAGCCGAGCAUCUGUCGUUGUUGGCUCCCCGAGCAGCCCUCUUGGUGGAGGGGGACGCCUUCCAAAAGAUGAGCCGGAUCAAGCCCGAGCAGUUGCGAGGACCUGAUGGUGUGAAGUACCUUGUGGAGUCGCUGGGCGGGUCUUGGGGAAAGACCACAGUGGAGGAGCGAUACCACUUCUUUGAGCAGGCCAUCUUUCAGACGCAACAGAAGGCGGACGAGAGUAACGAUUCGUACAUUGCCAGACACGACGCUUUCUUUGAGGAACUCUUGAGCCGUGGGGUGACCCUUGAAGAGAUCCGCGCCUAUGUUCUUCUCCGUCAUUCCUUGUUGGCGCCGGAGGACAAGAAGCGUGUGAUCGUGGAAGCCAAGGGCGACUUGAAGUACCAAGAAACGGUCCGAGCAGUGCAGCUCUUGGGGUCCAAGUUCUUCACAGACUUUCAGAACCGUAGUGGCCCUUCAAAUGCCAAGGCAAUGGAUCGAAGCAAGGUCUACGACAUCCACAUGACGACAGACGACGACACCUUUGAGGAAGUGCACAAGGACCUCAGCGAUGAGCUCAUCCUGGCUCACUUCCUUGAGGCCAAUGACGAGGACGCCAUCUACAUCACGGAGUUUGAAGAUCAGAUAGUGGAGGCGGUGCAGGAGAGUGAGUUGGCCCAGCCUUUGCCUCGUACCAAGAAGUUGUUCUGGGAAUGGUUCAAGAAUCCUGCUGUUGAUAUCGCGCAUCCGGAAGAAGUCCUUUCCCACGUUCCCAUGUUCACUUGUGCUGUCCAACAUGUCUUCAUCCUCGCCGGCCCUUCCGACAGCUCCGAGGCGGUCCACAACCUGUACUGGCAAGCUGGAAGGGGCAAGCGCAGCGCACCCACUCCAGUUGUGAGCGGCUUGACUACGCCGCAGGAUUCCACAGCGGACGCAGCUGAGAUGGAGGUGGAAGAGGAGGAGGCAGCUCUUGAAGUCACAGCGGCAGCAGUCGGAGUGUCUACCACCGACCACAACGCCAUGGGCCAGCGGCUAGACAGGGCGCCCGCCAGCAACCGCGAGGUGCCUGAGCGAUCGGAGCUUUCGGCACGGGAUGAGAGACGGGAGGUAUCCAGUCAAGAUGGCAGGAUAUCCAGCCAGUCUGCGCAACCUUCGCAAGCCUCCGAGCAAAGGGGGACCGAGGACGCGGAGCUGGUCUUAGAGCCAGACUAUGGGAGGCUUGCGGACGCACCGGCUCCUGUGGAGUCGGGGCAACCCGUGGUUUUGGCCCCAGAGGGUCAACAACUUGUGGAGUCUCCAGCGAGAAGAUCCGUGUCCUCAGGGGGUACGUUGUCAAAGUUGGAAAGAGGUCUCACGCCGCACGAUGGAGAGAUUGGAGAAGGUGAGAGCCGCCUGGAGAAUCAGAUGAGACGCAUGCAAGAGCUCAUGUCGCAAAUGGUUGCGGCUCAGGGGGUCAUGCAAGAGCGUCUGGCUCGGGUGGAAGAAGAGCGAGCUUCAUCGAUGCAGUCGGUGGCAAGCAAAGAGGGAGCAGCUCCACAGACGUACCAUUCUCUAGAUCAGUGGCGACAGUCGAGCCAAGCUCAACCUGACAGCAGACCUGCACUCACGAGCAUGGAUGAGCCUCUGGAAAUGUGGUAUGGUGGCGAUGCGUCGUUAUCAUCAAGGUGCACUGAGUCCAAGGAGGUAGAUGUGGCUGUUGUAGGUCUUUGGGAGGGCCGGAACUUCAUCAGGGUCAUUGUGGGAUGUUUCAGGGGCAAGGGAUGUACGACUGAGCCAGCUAAGACCUCGCCGAUGACGCCUGGAGGAACGAGACUUCCGCCAGGGGACCCUCCUCCAACUCCGCCAAGGCCACCGCCGUCAGCUCCGUAUGACCCAGGGGAACGCGCGCUGGAUUUGCUCAGAUCGGCGCUUGGUGUGCAAAGUGAAGGGCUGAUUCGGCAAGAAGAGGUGUCAAGGAGUGGCGCGAAGUUGCCGGCUUUGGAGCCGGGGUCGGGAGUAGCAGCAUGUGUAGCAGGGGAUUGGCUAGCUCAGAUCACUCCUACCAUGCGGGCCUUGUCUAACACAGCAUGGCAGUGGUGGGAUGAUGUGUGGAAUGCUGCGCACGCCUUGUAUCAGAAGUGGCUGCAAUCUUCGCCAGCGGAUAGACUUCUGUUGAAAGCUGUGCAGGACGGAGAGAGACCUCGGUUUGAGACUACCAAGUGGGCCCGGGUAGAACAGCACGCCAUUGGGUUGUUAGUUGAGGCUCUACCGAAGUGGCUCCAAACCGAACUGAUUGCCAACCGACAGCUAGACUGUACUGCCAUAGUGUUUCGGAUUCUCACGGCUUUCCAACCCGGAGGACCCCAGGAGAAGGCAGUGGUGUUGCAAGCUCUCACUUCACCCGCAACCGGAAAGAGUGCCCCAGAAGCCUUAAAGGGUCUUCGAAUGUGGGUUCGUUUAAGGAAACGGGCAGACGAGUUGGAAGUAGCUCAGCCAGAUCCGUCCCUGCUUGUAGCAGCAAUUGACUUGAUCACCGCGGAGGUGCUCAAACAGCCACCUGCUGGGGAUGGGGAACGGCAACGGGAUGCCGGUUCGGUGGAGGUGCUGCAGACAGCGCUGAAACGCCUUUCACGGGUAAAGGAGAUGGAGGCCCAGGGAGAAGGGGGAGCCACGUCUCAUGAAGAAGCAGGCACGGAGGAGAAGACGUCUCCACCAGCGCCGUCACAAGCCGAACUCCUGAAGGACUGCGCUGAUCUUCUUAAGUCGAUGAAGGUGAAGCGAAUGUUUGUUCGUGGCGUUAAGGCAAGUGGGGGAGGAAAAGGGCUCUUGGACGGAGGAGCGACGUCUUGCUUGAGGCAAGGCACCCCUGAAGAACGAGCAGGUCUCCCGCAGAAGUGUGUGGAUUUGGCGGUAGGACAGGCCACGUUGUACAUCAAAGAAACUGGUGUGCUACUCACGGCUGAACCAAUAGCUCCGAUUGUCAGCAAGAACGCGUUGGUCAAGUGGUUGGGGUGCGAGGUUCGAUGGACCAAGGCUGAGGGGUGCACGGUGUAUCAUCCGAAGCGGGGAUGGUUGGACAUCGAUAUGUCAUCAGGGUGCCCCGAAGUGUCGGAGAGUCUUGCGCUUCAGCUCAUCGAGGAAAUCGAGCGGGCUGUUCAACAUCAUGAUCAUGUCAUGCGUUGCAUCGAAGGUAAGAAGGUCCAGGACAGAUUCUCAGAGUCACGUCGUCGAGCAUGUGAGAGUCUCAGGGAGGGAAGCGCCGAGGAGUUGAAGAGGUGGAUUGCCCAGCGGUUCCCAACUAUCCCCGAGCGGUUGGUAGAGCGCAUGGUUACUGUUCCCUCAACUGCAGCGUCGCCAUGGAAUCGAAGAAUCCGUAGGUCUUGGGAUAGGAAGGAUUUCCUCAUUCUUCACUUGUGCUGUGGAACAAGCAGAAAGAUGUUUGACCACUUGGUGGAUAACAGGGUUGGGGUUGUCACGGUCGAUAUUCAGGAGGACCUGUUAUCGGAUGACACGUUGGCCAUGCUCCUUCAUCUAAUUGUCCGAGGGAAGGUGAUCGCGGUGGUGUCUGGCGCCCCGUGUCGGACGCUUUCAGGGUGCAGACAUAGGGACAGCCCAGGUGCUCCAAAGCCGGUGCGAGCGCGCUAUGGGGAAGAAUUCUGGGGGUUGCAGGGUUUGUCUGAGGAUGAACAAGCGGCUGUUGAUGGGGAUAGCCUGUUAUGGCUCAGAUCGCUAGUGGUGUACAUCACAGCUCAGUAUUUCACAUGGCGCGUGCAUGAGUGUGACACUUGGUUCGGAUUUGAGCAUCCGGAAGAUCCUGCUGUGGUGUGGGGUGACGAAUCGGAUGAUCAGGGAAGGUCCUAUCCUAGUAUUUGGGCCUCGGAGGUGAUGAGCACUCUCGCUGAGGAGUGUGCUUUGGGCACGAUCGGGUUCGAUCAGGGGCCCUUGGGGCAUGCAAAGCGCAAACCGACUCGAAUGAUGCUUCACGGGAAGCCUCACGUCUCUUUGAUGCAAUGCAGGGGAGAGGGUGUUGAAAAGAUUCGAGCGGCAGCUGGGUUGUCAUUGGGGCAGUCCGGAGCGUGGGCUGCAUGGGCCCCGGGCCUGAAGGCUGCGAUAGUCGACAUGGUUCAGGGGGUACUGGUUGAUGCUCAACAUGUCCGUGCAUGCAGUGGGGUCCACGUUGCCAAGGUCAAGGAUCAUGCUUCGUUCACGCAGCACGUGCUUCAGGACCACAUGCCAUUUCGAAACGAUUGUCGGCAUUGUCUCGCGGGGAGGGCCAGAGAUCGCAGGCAUUUGAGGCAGCAGGUUUCAGAGGCCUACACGCUUCAUGUCGAUAUGUCGGGGCCACACAAGGAAGGGAAUGACCAAUUGGGCAGUGCCAGAUAUGUUCUAAUCGGAAAUUUCACUGUUCCUGUCUUGGGGCCAAACUGGGAGGAUGCUUGGGAGGCCAAGGAUGCCGAAAUUCCUGAAGGUCCCUGGGAGCAUCUUGAUCUUGAUGAAAAAGUUGAUGUUCCGCAGGAAGGGGAGGUGCCAGCUGCCGGAGUUUGGGACUCGGGGGAAGAGGAGGCUCAGGCAAGCGAAGAGGGCCAUGAGCCAUCGGCUGGGGACAAACGGGAGGAGGAAGAGUGCAACACGGUCUGGGCUCGCAUUCGCAAAAACUUGCAAAUGAAGCAGCUGAAAAUGGAAAACCUUGUCAUGGCGGAACCCCUCGCGUCUAAAAAACACGCUGCGGUACUUGAAGCGGUCGCCAAGAUGGUCACCCGGAUUCGGGCUGCGGGGUACCCAGUGGUCCGUCUGCAUUCGGAUUGUGGAGGGGAAUUCAUGAGUAAGGGUCUUCGCAAGUGGUGCGCGCUGCAAAGCAUCUACAAAACUACCGGGGAACCAGACGUGCCCCAAACUAGGGGUAGAAUCGAGAAUGCUGUGGGGCGGGUCAAGGGUCUUGCAAGGUCUCUGCUUCAGUCUCAACCGGAUCUCCCGAUCACGCUUUGGCCUCACGCUGUUAGACACGCAGCGGAGCGACUGUGGCGUAUCAGCAUGGCUGCACUGGGUAAGGAUAAAGUUCAAGACGCCCGAGUGCUGGCACCAGCGCUGGAGUUGUCGAGGGGCUACUAUGUCGAAACUUCGGAAGGGGAAGGGUUUGUGACCAGCGUUCUUUUCCAGAAUGUUCAAGUAGCUGGGCAACCUGGGUCAGCAGUAGUCACUGAGUGUGAGCCGGUGAACUUGCGAAAAAGGGUCACGGGCAAGCAGCCGCCCCCUGAAGAACCUCCACUUGUUCGAUCUCUCCAGGAUGUUCCUGAUGAGGAGUCUCAUGAUCCACUUGCUUUGCUCAUGAAAGAAGAUCAGGCAGCCGCAGCUCUGGCGGCGCAGACGCCGUGGGAUAGGGAUGCAGUUGUUGAGUUUCUCAAACAGACUGAGCUUCGCAAACGCACGGGCUCCUCUCGCACUGCCUUGCAUGGAGGGGCGCAAUUUAUCUUUGGGGCAUGUCGUCAUGGUGGCGUCAUAGGAACUUCUGGGUUGACGGGGGAUCUUCCAGGCUUUACUGCGCUUCUGGUCCGGCUGAUUCGGGAAGUGGUGCCAGAUCAUCACUUCACGUCUGUAGCUCUCGGAUACAAUACCAGAAUGGACGUCCACCGAGAUCUCAACAACCAAAAGGGGUCUCGGAAUGUGGUGGUUCCUCUUUGUGUCCCCAAAACAGGGGGAGAAGUGUGGGUGCAAGCUCGACAAGGGGAUGUUUUGCGGGGCCAACCGCAAGUCCAGGUUGCGAAAGGGCAGCCUCUGGUGGGGCAAAUCCUUCCGUGGACGGAUGGGUAUGUCACUUUGGGUCCAAACGCCUGGCAUAUGGUCAUGCCGUGGAAGGUUGGUCAGGAGCGCAUCGUUCUCGUUGCGUAUUCGGUAGGGGCCUGGCAAGCGGCCACUCCAACACUGAAGGGCCAGCUUGAGGACCUGGGAUUUCCACUUCCUUCUGGGGCCAGGUUGGUCGACCCAGUGGGUCGAGGGGGAGUAGGUGGAGCUGAAACUGGCGUAGCGAUGAAGAAGAAUUUUCAAGCCACUCAGUCUCAGGAGCCUGGGGCGGAGGUUGUAGGGGAAGUUUGCUGGUGCAAGGGCUAUCAAGUUGAUCCAUCGCUGUGCCUGUGUAAGGGGCUCAGGGAGUCGCCUCUAUCAGAUUCUGGAGGCCCUUUGAAUCCACUUGAAGUAUCUCAGGACGAGUGUCAAGGGGAGAGAGGGCUAGGUGAUGAGGACGGAUCUAUGAAGGUAGUGUAUGCCAUAGAAGAACUGAGUGAAGAAGAUCCUGCAGAUUUCUACUACUCGGUGGGAACUCGGGGGUGGGAUGAGAGUGAAAAGCCGCAAACUCUUCUGGUGGACUCGAUCGUUGAGGCCUUAGACCGAAAGCAGGUGAUGUUGUCUGCCAUCCUCUGGGCAGAAGAAGAUCGGCUGGCCCAGCUCAGCGCAGAUCGCAGGGAUCAGAGCGGUGAACUUGAAGUGGUCGAGAGGACUGUGCUGAGUCUUGAGAAGGACGUUGGCGAGUUGAGAACGGUCAUACGUAGCAUGAGGUCUCAUCUUGACGAGGACAGGUUCGGGAGAUUUGGGGCUAAUGUCUUACCGCCUUUCCAGGGUGAUCGUGUAGGUGAGGGAUCGAAACAUCGAUGUGCUAUGAUGCAGACCAGCGCGGACAGCGCGGAAACCGACAAGCCACCUCAGGACCAUGAGAACAGCGGCAUUCCGGAUGAGUUUCUUACUUCCAGGUCGGUCACUCUUCAGGAAGUCCAAGAGAACUUGGAUGAGUGGAUCGAGCCACUUCGAGAUGAGGUCAAUGCCUUGGAGUAUGUGCACGAAGCAGUUGAGAGUGUUACCGAACGUGAACUUCAAGACUUGGAGAAGAAGGGCUUCACCAUCGAGCGGAUACCGGGUCGCGGGGUCUUCGUAGUCAAGGCAGGGACUGGGCGAAAGCGAGCCAGGAUUGUGGCCUGCGGUAACUAUCUGGAUCCAUCGAAAGGUGUCAGCGCCGGGGGAGUCGAAAGUCAUUCUCCUACACUCCAGGAAUAUUCCACGUUUGCAGCAGGUUUAGACAGGACUGCGUUCAGAGCACAACUUCGGAUGGCAGCUCUCAACAAGUGGAGCGCAGCGGGACUGGACGUCAAGACGGCGUUCCUGAGAGCUCCAUUGGGGCCGGUGCUACAAGAGCGACACCUGAUCGCGGUGAAGCCGCCCGCGAUAUUGGUGCGCGCAGGAAUCGUGAAAGCUGGUACAUUCUGGCUAGUUCGCAAGGCGGUGUACGGCCUUGCUCCUGCUCCGAAGGCAUGGAGCACGUACCGAGACGGCGAACUUCGACAGAAGAAAUGGACUGGCAGUCAGGGGGGCAGCUUUGAGUUUCGCCCUAUGUACAGUGACCCAUCGCUGUGGGAGGUGCUGUGUAGCGGUCAGGUGGUCGGACACCUGGGCGUUUAUGUGGAUGAUUUGUUGAUCACUGGUUCAAGGUAUGCGAUCAAUGAAGCGAUCCAAGCAGUCCGCAGCUUGUGGGAGACAUCUGAGCCGGAAUGGAUCGAUGAGCCCGGUGGCUUGACCUUCUUGGGCGUUCAGGUGCGGCGAACAGCUGAGGGAGACUAUGUGCUCAAUCAGGUCAAGUACGCUCGAGAGCUGCUGUCAAAGUAUCCUCAGGUUCAAGCAGGGUCAUGGGUGCCGAUGCUCAAAGAGGACGUGGGGGAGCCAGAGCAGCAUGUCACCGCGGAGGACCGCCGACGAGCCCAAGGCAUCACAGGUGAGAUGAACUGGCUGGCGUCAAGGACACGUCCUGACCUGGCGUAUGUCGCCAAUCGGAUGAGCCAGUGGAUCCCGAAAUGGCCACGACAUGUCUACAAGGUGGGUUGCCAAGCUCUCAGGUAUCUUCGGAACACAGCUGAAUAUGGACUCAGGUUUUCAGCAGAACCAGAACGCCAGUGCCAGGAGGGAUGGUCUAUGACUCCAUCAGUGGAGCAGCUCAUGGUGUAUGCUGAUGCGUCGUACGCACCGCUAGCCGAGCCGAGCCAGACCGGAGCAAUCCUGCUCUGGGCAGGCUCACCCAUCUCUUGGGUGAGUUCGAAGCAAGCUCUGACGACUCUAUCCACGGCUGAGGCAGAACUCCUUGCCUGUGUUGAAGGUCUUGUCCUCACUGAUGCUAUCGACGAUGACGGUGAGGAAGAUGGUCAGUUGAUGUGGGAGGGCGACUCUUCGUGGCAUACCGUCUGUGUCAACAAUUCCCAGAAUCGCUAUGUGGUCAUCGACGUUUGGAGCGUCGCGGAUCAUGUCUUCCAGACACAGGAGGCGCUGAGCACGGACCCAGUGACGAUCCCACAGGGCAACAACUUCUUCUCCACGAUGUUGGAGGUCGUGCAAGCCUUGCAGGACAUUUUGCAGUCCAAGCCCUCAGACCACAACUCCACUGAGCCCACGAGGCCGCCAUUGGUCGUCGGCGGCGAUUACGCGAACUGGCACGAACCGUAUCCGUUCAAGCUAGAGGCUCCUGUGGUUUCGAGGGUGCAUUUUAGCUGGGACGAAAUGUGCGACAAGUUCCGGGCUGAGUCCCAUAAGAUUGGGGACUACAAGGUGGCCACAGCCCAAGGCAAACCACCCCCCAAUGCCAGCAAUCUGCUCAACGCUGCGGCGGAGGAUGGCAGCUCCCAAGUCCCAAUCACCCCGACCACAACUUUUGGGAAGGGCCGGCCAAGCGGCUACUCCUUCGGUAGGUCCGGGAACUGGAAUGGCCAAGGCCUUUACAGUGCCAGCUCGGGUGCUCGUGAAGACAGUUGA
This is a messenger RNA of Symbiodinium natans, 8895 nucleotides long. NCBI's taxonomy places the organism in Eukaryota, Dinophyceae, Suessiales, Symbiodiniaceae. The record is from the annotation of a GenBank genome assembly.